GGGUUCCUCUCUCCGCAGGGCGCUCUUCAUCCGGCCCUUCAUGCUGCUGCUGGACGAGCCCACCAACCACCUCGACCUGGACGCCUGCGUGUGGCUGGAGGAGGAGCUGAAAACGUUCAAGCGCAUCCUCGUGUUGAUCUCCCAUUCCCAGGACUUCCUGAACGGCGUCUGCACCAACAUCAUCAACCUGCACAACCGCAAACUCAAGUACUACACGGGCAACUACGACCAGUACGUGAAGACGCGCCUGGAGCUGGAGGAGAACCAGAUGAAGCGCUUCCACUGGGAGCAGGACCAGAUCGCCCACAUGAAGAACUACAUCGCCCGCUUCGGUCACGGCAGCGCCAAGCUGGCCCGCCAGGCCCAGAGCAAAGAGAAGACCCUCCAGAAAAUGAUGGCCUCCGGACUGACCGAACGCGUCAUCAACGAUAAGACGCUCUCCUUCUACUUCCCCUCGUGUGGGAAGAUCCCUCCCCCGGUCAUCAUGGUGCAAAACGUGAGCUUCCGCUACAGCAAAGACGGGCACUGGAUCUACAACAACCUGGAGUUCGGCAUCGACCUGGACACGCGGGUGGCUCUCGUGGGGCCGAACGGAGCGGGUAAAUCGACGCUACUCAAACUCCUGACCGGAGAGCUGCUCCCCACCGACGGGAUGAUCCGGAAGCAUUCCCACGUCAAGAUUGGCCGCUACCACCAGCACCUGCAAGACCAACUGGACCUGGACCUCUCCCCGCUGGAGUACAUGCUGAAGUGCUACCCGGAGAUCAAGGAGAAGGAGGAGAUGCGAAAGAUCAUCGGCCGCUACGGGCUCACCGGGAAGCAGCAGGUCAGCCCCAUCCGGAACCUCUCGGACGGGCAGAAGUGCCGCGUGUGCUUUGCGUGGCUGGCGUGGCAGAACCCCCACAUGCUGUUCCUGGACGAGCCCACCAACCACCUGGACAUCGAGACCAUCGACGCCCUGGCCGAUGCCAUCAACGACUUCGAAGGCGGCAUGAUGCUGGUCAGCCACGACUUCCGCCUCAUCCAGCAGGUGGCCCAGGAGAUCUGGGUCUGUGAGAAGAGGACGAUCAGCAAGUGGCCCGGCGACAUCCUUUCCUACAAGGAGCACCUGAAGUCCAAGGUGGUGGACGAAGAGCAUCAGCUGACCAAGAAGAUGCACAAUGUUUGAGCUGCAGCGGCAGCAGCCGGGGGAGAAGGCGGAAGGCCCAGCCCUGCUCCUUCCCCCUCGGACACGGGUGCCGGCCUCCCCGAGGGAAGAGAGAUGGGCAGGGUCCCCCACCCCGGCUGCGCCCGGCCUCCCCUUCGGCUUCUUCCCACCUCUGCCACCCAAAAGCCCUGCAGCCACCCAGCCCCGGCAGAGCAGCGAGAGUCGGCCUGGCUUCCUGCUUCAGAUCCACCACUCCAAACUUCGAUUUCUUUUCAAUAAUUAUUUAUUAGUGUAAUUGCAUUCCUGCCUGAGAAGUAUCGGUCAAUAAAGAGAGGGGAGCUUCA
Molecule: messenger RNA, 1491 nt
Organism: Protobothrops mucrosquamatus (brown spotted pit viper)
Lineage: Eukaryota; Metazoa; Chordata; Lepidosauria; Squamata; Viperidae
Gene: ABCF2
Product: ATP binding cassette subfamily F member 2
Exons: 10
Molecular function (GO): ATP hydrolysis activity; ATP binding
Source: RefSeq, a predicted model, not a curated record